GCGAUUACUGCGCAUAAAGCUUUAUAGUAAAGGUAGGCUGCCUCGAAAACUGCCUACAGAAGUCUCGCGGAAUCGGAAGCACUUAGACACUGGAUAACGGCAGGAAUACAUCAUGAAGGUUCACUUGGGCGUGAUUGUAGCAUCGCUAUUAUUUUAUGACUGCUCAAGUAAGAGCAUAAAAGAUGACGAAGUUACCCAUCUACCCGGAUUGGAGAAACAACCACAAUUCAGACAUUAUUCCGGAUAUCUGAAGGCAGGAUCCACACGCAAGCUACACUAUUGGUUUGUUGAAAGUCAAGACUAUCCACAAGACGAUCCUGUCGUGCUAUGGUUAAACGGAGGACCAGGGUGCAGUUCCUUGGGGGGUAUGCUCACUGAGCUGGGACCGUUCCGAAUCGACAAAAUGCGGCCUCAACUGCACCUUAACCCCUUCAGCUGGAAUAAGGUUGCCAACGUCCUGUUCUUGGAAUCACCUGCUGGAGUCGGAUUCUCCUACGACCCUUCAAAGCCGAUUGACUAUGACUACAGAACAAGCGAUGAUCAGACAGCAGAUGACAAUUACCUGUCCAUCAUGGACUUCUUCCGCAAGUUCCCGAACUUUCUGGAAAACGAAUUCUACGUCACGGGUGAAAGCUACGCCGGGGUCUACGUACCAAUGCUUGCACAACGCAUCCUUGAUGGUGAUAAUGACAUCAAUUUAAAGGGAUACGCCAUUGGAAAUGGAUACCUUGACGGGGAGAAGCUCGAGAUUUCUAAUCUCUACUUUGGCUACUAUCAUGGACUUUGGAGUUCACGCUUGUGGAGAAGCAUGAUAAAGCACUGUUGCAAAGAAGACGCCUUGACGGAGAAGUGCGAUUUCUACAUCGGCAGCAUGUCAUGUCUGAAUGAUGUUAGUUCAGCCUGGCGCAACCUGGCCGCACUGAACCCCUACAACAUUUAUGCGCCUUGUGAACGCAACGUCUCGGAUCCUAAAAUAGCGUACGUACACAACGUCCGGAACCUGUACAUGCGGAAGGUCAGCCACUUCAGCGAGGCACUGAAACCCAAAGUCUUCACUUCGCCGCCUUGUAUCAACGACCGAUCGCUCACUGAAUACCUCAACCGGAAAGACGUGAAAGCGGCCCUUCAUGUCGAAGAGUCGCCUCUCAAAUGGGUUCUUUGCAGCAGUGCCGUCCACUCCAACUACGCAGUGCAGUACAGUACCAUGAGCGAAGUGGUGAAGAAGCUUGCGGACACAGGUCGCGUGAGGGCGCUCAUCUACAAUGGCGAUUUCGACUCGGUUUGUGACUACCUUGGUGACCAGUGGUUUGUUGAUUCGCUGGGGUACGAGGCUACAUCUGGUUAUAACCAGUGGCUGGUUGACGGACAAGUGGCUGGAUAUCACAGAACCCACAAGGGAAACUUGACUUUCCUGACGGUAAAAGGUGCUGGCCAUAUGGUACCAGAGGACAAGCCGAAGGAGGCCCUGCAGAUGAUCACACGCUUCCUUAGGAAUUACUAGCCACUUUGAGUACACUAACGCUCUAGUAGCAUGAACCUCUCCGCAUAAGAGAAGCGACAGGAGUGCAAUCCAUUACUUCAACAGCCGUUUAACUUUAGCCUGUCCAGUACGGGCACCGCGGACCCUUACCUACGAUCGUGUUCUCUGUAUGAUCCGUGUAGACAUCGUAUAUAUGCGAUUUCCUCUGUUGUAAAGGACUGGACAAAACAUUACGGAACACACUCCGGCGCAUUCCUUCAGAACAGUGAAAUGAUAGCAGCGAAUGGGACCAUGCUGACUUGCAGACAUGUGCCUAGGUAAUCCAGUCACCUGUUUGCAAGUCCGCACGGUACCAUUCCCUGCUGUCGUGACUCUCUGAGAAAGGAAUGUGCCGGAACGUGUUCCAUAAACUUUUGUCCAGCACUGUACCACCUAAAUAUCUAUGAGUGGUAUUUGCAAUGCAUCCCCAAGACGACAACUUUAUUUGAAUGCUGAUGACGAUUGGGGAAUUUCAUCGUCUGUGGCGGUAAUGCGGUGGAAUGGAAUAAUAGUUACCUCACAAUGAGGGCCGAAGUCCUAAGGUGUCCAAGAACUUUACAAGUGCUUUUAGAGCACAGCGUAUACGUGAGCUAGAUUUGGCCAUGGACCAAGCAAUGUUGCCCCGAAUCACUGCGACAAAUAGAAAGUCCCGAAGUUUUCAUCUGUGCACAAAACAGGACUGAGAUCCCAUAUGUUUAUCGCAGUGCUAACACGACCUCCCUGCAGUGCACCUGCCUCAGAUGUUGCGCUGCUUCACAAGUCUCUGGUUGUGUUGCCUCUUUCUUCGUACUCUAUCUUCUUCUUAUUUUUUGUGGUCCUAAGUGGAAGUUAGCCUAGGCGAGCUGGCUUGCUGCUCCUGAGUCGUAUUGCUCAGUAUGCCUAUAUACGCACGGCAUGUCAGCCUCCUUACUGUUUUUUUGUUCCGCAGACUACACUGCCGGCAUUGAGAAACAAGACACAAUAAAUGAAUAAAAUAAAUAAAAGUAUUUAUGCUCAGCA
Ornithodoros turicata is the source of this 2518-nucleotide messenger RNA. Its product is annotated as lysosomal protective protein-like. Gene Ontology annotation, molecular function: serine-type carboxypeptidase activity. Gene Ontology annotation, biological process: proteolysis. Lineage: Eukaryota; Metazoa; Arthropoda; Arachnida; Ixodida; Argasidae. The record is from RefSeq and is a predicted model, not a curated record. The coding region runs from base 113 to 1501 and encodes 462 amino acids. The transcript is spliced from 11 exons.